Molecule: messenger RNA, 4118 nt
Organism: Xenopus laevis (African clawed frog)
Lineage: Eukaryota; Metazoa; Chordata; Amphibia; Anura; Pipidae
Gene: xrn2.L
Product: 5'-3' exoribonuclease 2 L homeolog
Exons: 30
Coding region: 561-3356 (931 amino acids)
Biological process (GO): nuclear-transcribed mRNA catabolic process; spermatogenesis
Cellular component (GO): nucleus
Molecular function (GO): nucleic acid binding; exonuclease activity; RNA binding
Source: RefSeq, a predicted model, not a curated record
AAUCGGCCCCUAAUUGUUACAAUUACUUAUUUGCUUAUCUCGAAAUUGUUACAAAAGUAUCUUAUCUAAAGCGGUGGCCGUUCUGGGCUCUCUGCCAAAAGCCAAUUAAGUUAGAAACUUUGUUUCUUUUUCUGGCUGUUCAGUGCAGAGAAAAAAACGGAGUUUUCAGUACAAAUGAGGGAUUGCGGGUUGAGCUGUCAAAAGAGGGACAGUCCCUCUAAAAACGGGACAGUUGGAAGUAUACGAGCCAGCUAUAGGUGCUACAGCAGCACGUCAAUUAACACUAUUAGUUCUGAAUUGUGAUUCCUCCUGGCUUAAAUUCACCAUUUACUGAACAACACAAUACGCUCAAACGAAAGUGGUCAAGAAGAGAUUUUCCCUUAUUAAAUAUGGCCGCCUGGAGUACAAAGUUGAUAUCUCGCUGUAGCCUCGCCCCCUUCGGGUCAAGUAUAUGAAGUACCGGUAUACCCGUCAUGCUUUGCGACUUCCUUCUUGCUGCGUAGCUAGUGUGCGCGGCGGCCUGUGAAUUUUUAGCUUCUUUCUAACCGUGUGCGUGCAGCAUGGGAGUCCCGGCCUUUUUCCGCUGGCUGAGCCGAAAGUAUCCGUCGAUAGUCGUGCACUCUGUGGAGGAGAAGCCCAAAGAAUGCAAUAACAUCAAAAUUCCUGUGGACACCACUAAACCAAAUCCAAAUGAAGUGGAAUUUGAUAACCUUUAUUUGGAUAUGAAUGGCAUUAUCCAUCCGUGUACCCACCCAGAGGACAAGCCAGCACCAAAAAAUGAAGAUGAAAUGAUGGUUGCUAUUUUUGAAUACAUUGAUAGACUCUUUAACAUUGUGAGACCUAGAAGACUCCUUUACAUGGCCAUUGAUGGAGUGGCCCCGCGUGCUAAAAUGAAUCAACAACGCUCUCGUAGGUUUAGAGCAUCCAAAGAAGGUGUUGAAUCUACAGAAGAGAAGAAUCGUAUACGUGAAGAGGUCCUAUCCAAAGGUGGCUAUCUCCCCCAAGAACAAGCAAAGGAGCGAUUUGAUAGUAACUGCAUUACUCCUGGAACAGAGUUUAUGGACAACUUGGCAAAAUGUCUUCGAUAUUAUAUUGCUGACCGUUUAAAUAAUGAUCCUGGAUGGAAAAACCUCACGGUUAUUUUAUCAGAUGCUAGUGUUCCUGGCGAAGGUGAACAUAAAAUUAUGGAUUACAUCAGAAAGCAAAGAGCUCAGCCCCAUCAUGACCCAAACACUCAUCAUUGCUUAUGUGGUGCAGAUGCUGAUCUUAUAAUGUUAGGACUUGCCACUCAUGAGCCUUAUUUUACAAUUAUCCGAGAAGAAUUCAAACCAAAUCAACCUAAACCUUGUGGUUUGUGUGGCCAGAUUGGCCAUGAGAUGAAGGAGUGUCAGGGAUUGCCAAGGGAGAAAAAAGGAGAGCAUGACGAAUUUGCUGAUGCUCCACCAGGAUGUGAACAAGAGUUCAUUUUCAUUCGUCUCAAUGUAUUACGAGAGUAUUUGGAGAAAGAGCUCACCAUGGCCAGCUUGCCCUUCCAGUUUGACUUUGAGAGAAGCAUCGAUGAUUGGGUCUUCAUGUGCUUCUUUGUGGGUAAUGAUUUUUUACCACAUCUGCCAUCUCUAGAAAUCAGGGAAGGUGCUAUUGAUCGACUUGUUAACAUCUACAAAAAUGUGGUGCACAAAACUGGAGGCUAUAUUACAGAGAGUGGGUUUGUUAACCUAGAAAGAGUGCAAAUGAUCAUGUUGGCUGUUGGGGAAGUUGAAGACAACAUUUUCAAGAAGAGGAAAGAAGAUGAUGAACACUUCAAACGACGACAGAAAGAAAGGAAAAAGCGAAUGAAGGCACAACAUCAAAGACCUUCUUUCGUUACAUCAGGCCAGUUUGCCCCUCAUGCCCUUGGUCAGGGAAGUCGGUCUAUGCCCGAAGCCAUCAGUAAUCCACGGCAAGAAGCCUAUAAAAUGCGAAUGCAGAACACUCAUUCAGUAGACAAUGCCUCUCCGAAUCCAGGGCAGAAACGCAAAGCCGACGGCAGCGACAGUGAACCCGAGCCAGAAGAUAAUAUCAGAUUAUGGGAAGAAGGCUGGAAACAGCGCUACUACAAAAACAAGUUUGAUGUUGAUGCAAGCGAUGAGAAGUUUCGACGCAAAGUAGUGCAGUCAUAUGUUGAAGGCCUUUGUUGGGUUCUGAGAUAUUAUUACCAGGGCUGUGCUUCUUGGAAGUGGUUCUUCCCAUUCCAUUAUGCUCCUUUUGCCUCUGACUUUGAAAACAUCUCAUGUCUUUUCUCAGAGUUCGAAAGGGGCACAAAACCGUUUAAACCACUUGAACAGCUCAUGGGAGUGUUUCCAGCAGCCAGUGGAAACUUUCUACCAGAGUCAUGGAGAAGCCUUAUGAGUGAUCCUGAAUCCAGCAUAAUUGAUUUUUAUCCAGAUGAUUUUGCGAUUGAUUUAAAUGGAAAGAAGUUUGCUUGGCAAGGUGUUGCUCUGUUGCCAUUUGUUGAUGAGCGCCGUCUGAGAGCUGCUUUGGAAGAGGUUUACCCUGACCUCUCUCCUGAUGAAAUGAGAAGAAAUAGUCUCGGUGGGGAUAAUAUAUUUGUUGGAGAAAGCCAUCCCUUAAAUGACUUCAUACAUGAACUUUACAAGACAAAUGUUACAGAGCCUACUGAUAUACCACCUGAAUUGUGCCAUGGGAUCCAAGGAAAGGUUUUAUUAGAGGAAGAGCCUGUUCUCCCUAACACGAUUAUUAAGUCUCCAGUCCCUUUGUUACGAGAUCUGACUCAGAAUUUUGCUAUAAGCAUCAAGUUUAAAGAUCCAGAGUAUGAAGACGGUUACAUUUUUAAGGCAGUAGUUUUACAAGGUGCAAAAAAGCCAGCUCCCACAUUAAAGCCAGGUGACUGGGAAAAGUCAAAUCAAGACAGGCAGUGGAGACCACACCUUGGCUUCAAUCAGAACAGAAAACAAGUUCACCUAGAUUCUUCAGCCUUCCGAACUUUAGGCCAUACCUUGCCACAGAGCAGAGGUUCCUCGAGAAGUGGUGGUCACUAUAGCAAUGCUCCGCCUCCUGGAUCUUACAAUCCUGGAAAUUCCUACAGAAUGCCUAACCGAUCAGCUCCUCUUCCAUCCCUGCUACAAAAUCAAAGACCCCAAGGUUCAUGGUCAAAUCGCCCUCCUCUCUUUAACCAGCCACCACAGAGGAAUUUUGGACCCAUGCAGAACCAACAUCCUGCUUUUAUGAACCAGCAAAUGGGACAAAGAGGACCAAGUAACUAUUAUCAGAGAUAUGGUGGGGAUUCGAAUUGGCAGGGAUAUAACCAGGGAAGGAAUUAUCAGGCGCAACCUCCUGGAAGAUAUCACCGGAAUUAAGCUGCUUCUUUUUUUUUUUUUUUAACAGGGCCCUUGUUCCCUUUUCUAUGGAAAUUCAAAAAAGACCUGCAGACCUAUGAAUAGUUUUUUUUUAUUUUUGUUUGUUUAUUAACUUCCCCUCCACAUGAUUACUACUAUAUAUCAGUAUAUGCUUAUUUUGCAUUCUUAAUGUCCUUGUGAUAUGCUGCAGUAUUUUAAUUUUUUAGAUACUGGAUUUUGUCCCAAGGUUCUUGUAAUGCAAGCAAUGUGUUUGUGUGUCUUCAAAGUUUUUUUUCCUUUUUUUGGUGACUGGCAAGAAGAUUUGCCUUUUAUGAUCUAAAUCAGUGGUCCCCAACCAGUUACUCAUGAGCAUCAUGUUCACCAACUCCUUAGAUGCUGCUCCCAGUGGCCUCAAAGCAGAUGUUUUUUUUUUAAAUUCCUGACUUAGAUGCUUAUUUUUAAAUUCCUGACUUGGAGGCAAGUUUUGGUUCCAUAAAAACAGAUUUAUAGCCAAACAGAGCCACCUGUAGACUGCCAGUCCACAUAGGGCUACUAAAUAGCCAAUUAUAUCCUUUCUUUGGCACCCACAUGUAAUUUUUCAUGCUUGUGUUGCUCUCCAACUCUUUUUACAUUUGAAUGUCGCUCAGGGGUAAAAAAAAGGUUGGGGAUCCCUGAUCUAAAUAAUGUGACAAUAUAUAUUUUUAACCAUUGCAUCUUUAUGAUAUACAUUGUUUUGUGCUUUUUUUUUUGUAGGAAUCAUUUUAUAAAGUGGUCUCAAAAUUA